Messenger RNA from Paecilomyces variotii, 1693 nucleotides. RefSeq names its product Haloacid dehalogenase-like hydrolase-domain-containing protein. Lineage: Eukaryota; Fungi; Ascomycota; Eurotiomycetes; Eurotiales; Thermoascaceae. The transcript is spliced from 4 exons. The record is from RefSeq and is a predicted model, not a curated record. Bases 1 to 1554 code for a protein of 517 amino acids.
AUGAACGAUACCGGGAAUUGGUCACUCAUAUUUGAUCUGGGGGAUGUGAUCUUCAACUGGUCUCCAAAAGUGGGUCAAUCUGACCUUUCCAUUCACUUAUUGAAGGAGGUUCAGUCGACCGAAAUCUGGCGACAAUACAUAUGUGGCCUGGUCCAAGAAGUGGAAUGCUACAGACAAAUUGCAUCUCGAUUUGCGAUCACCCCUACAGAGGUUGCUGAGAUCUUUGACAAAGCUCGACAGACGAUUUCGCUGAACAUGGACGUCUAUAAUUUUGUCAAAUCACUUAAAAAGCAAUAUCCGGGAAUUUCUCACAUCUACAUCAUGUCUAAUGUUUCUGUUGUUGACUGGGGCUAUCUCCAGAAUGUACGGGGCUUUGCAUGUGAUGUUUUCGACGACAUAUUCGUCUCUUGUGCAAUGGGGGCGUGCAAACCGGAAUUGAAGUCAUACAAAUACCUACUUCAAAAGACUCGAGUCGAUCCCUCGCGAGCGGUUCUAAUUGACAACAAAACAGAGAAUAUCCUGGCCGCUCGGUCCCUUGGAAUACAUGGAAUCAUCUUUGAUAGCUUAAGUUCUCUGGAUCAGGCGCUGCUAAAUCUCUUGUCGGACCCGGAGAAGAGAGGACUGUCGUUUCUCACAUCGAACUCGAAGCGUCUACAUUCAGUAACCAGCAAUGGAAUGGAGAUUCGCGAUAACUUUUCACAGCUUUUGAUAUACGAGGCAACGGGAGUACUUGAUAUGCUUGACCUUGAAUGGCACGAAAAGACAUGGAAUUACUUCAUAGGAAGCCAGAAUCUUAUUUCUGGCCAUUACCCUGAUGAUCUGGACACAACGUGUCUUGCGUUAGUAGUUUUACCAAGAAAUCCUCCAGCAGCACAAGCUGUUAUGUCUGAGAUUCUUGACUUCACCACUUCUGAUGGAAUCUUCAUGACAUACUUUGAUAGUUCUAGGCCUCGAACCGACCCAGCUGUCUGCGUCAACGUUCUCCGGUUUUUUUAUCGUUAUGGUCACGGCGAGGACAAAGUUUUGUUGCCAACAAAAGAUUGGAUAUACGGGACCCUACUUCACCGUGCCUAUCUCGAUGGAACAAGAUAUUAUUCAUCGCCUGAUGUUUUUCUCUUCUAUCUGUCUCGUUUACUGUGGGAGAAUCCAGAUACGGAAAUUCAGCGGUCUACGCAGAGUUUGUUGACUGACCGUUUGAAAGAGCGCUGCAACACGGAAGGUAACGCUAUUGAAUUAUCGAUGCGAAUCAUCGCCUGCAGAAUGCUUGCAAUCGAAAAGUCCUCAGAGAUGGACAAGAUGAAACUGUUGAACCUGCAGGAAAGAGAUGGGGGGUGGCCCGUAAGCUGGCUGUGCCGGACAGGGAAAGCCAACGUCCACAUUGGAAAUCGUGGGGUUGCCACUGCAUUAGCAGUACAUUCAAUAGCUGACUGGGGAAACACCCAAAAGAGUGAGAGUGGAGUGAAGUAUAGCAGGUGGGGAUUCACCCAUUUGUUUCGUUAUUUGGACGUGCAACGUGUGACCCGUCAUAGAUAUGACCUUCGACGGAGGGAGUGAUCCCGGAUCCUCGUAUACUGAGAGGCGCGAGGAAAACUAUGAAUGCCAUCUUGUCCGUAUACAAUGUGAUAUAUUUUGAGCGCGGAAGAUAACGCUCUUAACGAUAAGGCCUUUUUUUUUGGCGGAUCUUGAUUAGCUG